This is a messenger RNA of Cooperia oncophora, 414 nucleotides long. NCBI's taxonomy places the organism in Eukaryota, Metazoa, Nematoda, Chromadorea, Rhabditida, Trichostrongylidae. The record is from the annotation of a GenBank genome assembly.
AUGCCAUUCCUCCAUGGGGCGGUAGUGAGUGCUGGCCUCAAGUAUCGGUUUAUUAUAGCGGUAUUGCUUGUAUAUAUUCUCUAUUCCCAAUGGCGGCAUAAUAAUGAUCUCUUUUUGAUUAUAGAGAAAGCAGGAAAUGAUUUAACGUUGUGCCAGAACUAUGCUGAAAGUUUGGUGGCAAAAUUGCGAGUCAUCUAUGACCAUAAAAUCAAGAUGGAAAAGCUUUUCAACUCUAAACGGGUGUCUAGUCAAGGGAAACGCAGAGUUGCUGAACGGUUAUGGCAGCUAUGUGAGGAGAACCUAACAUCCAUCACGGCUGAGCUUGAUCAGUGCCGUAGCGGCAAACGCGAUCAGAUUCCUCAUCCAGAUUCACCCGAAACUAUGCUACUCAACCGACUUCAAGGUAAAAUUUAA